ACAGCAACUCGGUGCAGACCUAGCAGACACCAUGAGGACCCUCUCUCUGCUCACUCUGCUGGCCCUGACUGCAUUCUGCCUCUCUGACCUGGCAGGUGCAAAGCCCAGCGACUCUGAGUCUGACAAAGCCUUCAUGUCCAAGCAGGAGGGCAGUAAGGUAGUGAAUAGACUCCGGCGCUACCUCAACAGUGGGCUUGGAGCCCCAGCCCCCUACCCAGAUCCCCUGGAGCCUCACAGGGAGGUGUGUGAGCUCAACCCCAAUUGUGACGAGCUAGCGGACCACAUUGGCUUCCAGGACGCCUACAAGCGCAUCUAUGGCACCACCGUUUAGGGCAUGUGUUGCCCUGGAGCCCAACGGCAGCCUCAGCUUUGGCUACUCUCCAGGACUCGACCCUCCCUGUUCCCUCUCUCUGC
Molecule: messenger RNA, 414 nt
Organism: Rattus rattus (black rat)
Lineage: Eukaryota; Metazoa; Chordata; Mammalia; Rodentia; Muridae
Gene: Bglap
Product: bone gamma-carboxyglutamate protein
Exons: 4
Coding region: 32-331 (99 amino acids)
Biological process (GO): osteoblast differentiation; bone development; regulation of cellular response to insulin stimulus
Cellular component (GO): extracellular region
Molecular function (GO): hydroxyapatite binding; calcium ion binding; structural constituent of bone
Source: RefSeq, a predicted model, not a curated record